Oryctolagus cuniculus (rabbit) is the source of this 15323-nucleotide messenger RNA. Lineage: Eukaryota; Metazoa; Chordata; Mammalia; Lagomorpha; Leporidae. The record is from RefSeq and is a predicted model, not a curated record.
ACCGCCUAACAAGAUGGCGGCCCCCCAGAGGCCCGGAGCGCCCCUUCUCUGGAGAGGCUUGGGCAGUUCCCGAGCCAGAGCCCAAUCUGCCCUGUGGCGCCCAGAAAAGCGUCGCUCUUGCUGGUCUUUCCCCAUGGGGCAGAAGCCGAAAGGGACUUUCACGAGAGCGUCCUCCUACCUGCUGCAGCAGCUCAUUCGCCGCUCUCAGGAGUCGGACGCAGACGGAGACGAGGAGCAGGGCGAGGGCGAGGGCGAGUCCGAGGAGUCCUCAGAGUCCGAAAUGCAGCAUCUGGAGGCGGAGUUUGAUGGGGUCCUGCGCGAGGAAGCUGUGGCUGAUGCCCUCCACCAGCUGGGGCGCUCAGGGGCUGGGACUGAGCAAGUCUACCUGAAUCUAACUUUAUCAGGUUGUGAUUUAAUUGACGUUAGCAUUCUCUGUGGAUACGUUCACCUACAGAAACUGGAUCUUUCUAUAAAUAAAAUUGAAGAUUUGUCUUGUGUGAGUUGUAUGCCUUAUCUUCUAGAACUUAAUGCUUCUCAAAAUAAACUGACUACGUUCUUCAAUUUCAAGCCACCCAAAAAUCUCAAGAAGGUGGAUUUUUCCUCCAACCAGAUUUCUGAAAUGUGCGACUUAUCAGCAUACCAUGCCCUCACAAAACUAAUUUUGGACAACAAUGCAAUAGAAGAGAUCGGUGGACUAGAGAUGUGCUGCAGUCUAACACACCUUAGUUUGGCCAACAACAAGAUCACAGAAAUUAAUGGCUUAGCCACAUUACCCAUCAAAAUACUGUGUCUGAGCAAUAACCAGAUUGAGAAGCUCACGGGUUUAGAAGAUCUGAAAGCCCUGCAGAAUCUGGAUCUGUCCCACAACCAAAUAAGUAGUCUCCAGGGCUUGGAGAAUCAUGACUUUCUGGAAGUGAUCCACCUGGAAGAUAAUAAGAUUGCUGAGCUGAGUGAAAUAUAUUACAUUGAAAAUCUACCUAUCCUUCGAAUUCUGAAUCUCCUAAGAAAUCCAAUUCAGGAAAAAUCUGAAUAUUGGCUCUUCGUAAUUUUUACACUACUACGAUUAACAGAAUUAGAUCUAAAGAAGAUUAAAGUGGAAGAAAAGGUUGCCGCAGUGAAUAAAUAUGACCCUCCCCCUGAAGUGGUCGCAGCCCGGGAUCACCUGACGCAUGUUGUCAACAGCACGAUGCACCCACAGAGGAUCUUUGACAGCACUCUGCCCAGCCUGGACGCUCCUUACCCCAUGUUGGUGUUAGCUGGUCCUCAAGCUUGUGGGAAACGGGAACUCGCCCAUCGCCUCUGCAGGCAGUUCAAUACUUACUUCAGAUACGGAGCCUGUCAUACCACAAGACCGCCUUACUUUGGAGAAGGGGACCGAGUUGAUUAUCAUUUUAUCUCUCAAGAAGUUUUUGAUGAAAUGCUAAACAUGGGGAAAUUCAUUCUAACAUUUAAUUAUGGUAAUCAUAAUUAUGGAUUGAAUAGAGACACUGUAGAAGGUAUCGCAAGAGAUGGUUUAGCAAGCUGUAUUCAUUUGGAAAUAGAAGGUGUAAGAAGUUUGAAAUAUUGCUAUUUCGAGCCUCGCUAUAUCCUAGUGGUGCCCAUGAACAAGGAAAAAUAUGAAGGAUAUUUGCGGAGAAAAGGAUUAUUUAGUCGUGCAGAAGUUGAAUUUGCUGUUUCCAGAGUGGACCUUUAUGUUAAAAUUAAUCAGAAAUUUCCAGGAUACUUUGAUGCAGUAAUCAAUUCAGAUGACCUGGAUGCUGCCUAUGAGAAGCUGAGUCAGCUCAUCAGAGACUACCUGGGAUUGACAGAGGGACCUGCCAAAAGUCUGGCUCCAGCUGCAGGGGCUCCUUCUAACAAGAAGACCGUCUCGGGGGUUCCGGCACACCUGGUUCCCUCCCCCAGGCGCUUGGCAAAACUGCAGGCCGAUGGCCAGGUAGCAGAGCGUCUUCCCGGAAUGCAGAUGCUCGCGCAAGUCCUUGACAGUCAGGACCCAGACGCCUCCCAGAGUCAAGAGGUGCCUCAGGAGCAAGACGCCCACCACGCAGAGCCUCCUCUCCACAGCCAGGCGGGUACCGCAACACCUCAGCGGCUCGGCUCCCCGGCGCUUGGCAUUCCUCAGCAGGCCCAAGACGACGUGUCCCCACGCCCAGCGGAAGAGGAUGUGCGGCAGCCAGCUCUCUCCCCAAAACCCACAGCCCCUGGGGCAGACAGCAAGGCCGGGUCACCGGAGGUGAGCGCAGAGGAGGCGGAGCAGUCUCCCACCUCACCCUCUCAAGGGCUGCCCCAGGGCCCUCCAGCGCCAGCUACAUCCCUCAGCCCCCACCCAGGCCAGGACGAAGACUCUGGGGAAGCCGAGGCAGCCCCCACAAAUCCUCCCCUCUCUGAACCUCAGCAGGGACCUGGUCCCACUUCCCUCAGCCCUCAGCUAAUUCCGGAUGCAGAGCCUGAACCUCCACCCAGCAGCUCCCUUCCUGACUCAGUGCAGGCGCUUGAAGGGUCCCAGCCGGCUCCGCAGGAAGAGGUCCCCAAAGCAGAAGGCAUGCGGGUCGGCAUUCCUUACCCAGAACUGCCACCCCCACAAAACUGGCCUGCAAACACGGAGCAGGCCCCAGCCAGGGAACCCCCCGCGGCUCUGCUGCCUAGAAGCCGGCUGGCCCCCACCAGGCUGCCCCAGCCUCGGACACUGGCUCCCCUCCAGAGUAGGAGGCCCACACCAAAGCUCCUCUCACCCAGCAGGGAAGAGGCGUUAGGGACAAGCUCAGAUCAAACCUUGACUCCUUCUCCCAGGCCUCUGGGAACUCAGGAAGGAGACUCGGCUAAACUCCCUCCCAUCAGCCCUCCCCAUUCCAGACUGCCUGCAAGUCUGAGCUCCCAGGCCGCCCACCACCCUGAGCACGUCCAGGAAGAGAAAGCCAGUGAGGUGAAGCUCCCUCUCAUCAGUCCCCCCACCCAGGAACAAGCACCCCCGCACAUCCCCGGUGCUACCCAGGAAGCGGAGGCUCAGAAAGUCAGGCUCCCCCGCAUCCCCACUCCCUUCGCGGAGCCCCAUCACGAUUCAAAGCUUACACAGGAAGGGAAAGACCCCACACGAGGCCAUUCCUCCUCCAGCAAGAAAGAGACGGGCAUGCAGGCCUCGCCCCACAGCCCGGGGCCAGUGCAGCAGAUGGGAGCUAGGAAAAAAAAACUCGCUCUCCAAAGAGACACAGCUACCAGACCAGCACGUCUGAGAAGGGCGACCCCUGGGUCCCAUAGUAAGGCGACUGCAGCGAGGGUGCCUGACCGUCCUCACCCCCGCCCUGCUGUAAGCCCUCGGGAGCACCAGAGAAGACAAGUCCGUACAUUGGAAAUCCCCGAGCCACCCCGCGCCAAACCAUCACCUAACAGUCCUCAGUUCCAGGAAGAGGAAGGGGAGAAAGUUCCUCAUUCCGGAAAGGAGGCCCAUGCCGACAGACCUCACAGUGACCGGGCUCGGAACGCAGGCGUGUCCCAGAACGAACCAGCUUUGAAAAGAGAACUUUCUCAAGGAUUGCAUCAAGACAAUACAGCCCCCCUCAGUGGUCACCCGCCGACUCAAGAGGGCCAGGCCCCACCCAAGACCGCGCUCCAGGCUGGACCGGCCUCCACUGAGUCACUGCAAGACAGUUCUGCCCCUGUGGCGCAUCCAGGCAGAAAGGAACAAGAUCAUACAAUGGGGAGACCUCGGAAGGGAGCGAUUGCUUCAGAGCCCCAAGAGCGCGAGAGCACGGCUCCCGCCCAGCAUCCCGAUGAAGGGACACAAGCCCCGAGGGACACCAGCCAGGCCAGAGAGAGCUCUGUCCAAAGCGUCGAUGCACUUGGUUCCAAGCAGCCAACCAAAGAGGAACAAACCCAGAAAAGUGGGGGUGUGCCCCAGGACACAAGCCCGGCCCCCGCCCAGAGUCGGGUGUCUGCUGAGGAGCAGGGUGACUGGGAGGGAAGGCUGCGGGCCCGGGGCAGCCAGAACAUCAAGGUUUAAGCCCUGCCUGCGGCCCCCAGAUUGUUAGUCUGUGCCCCUGAGCAGCGCUGUCACGGCGUGAGAAGCUGUGGCCGGAGCACUCCGAGUCUACGCGGUAGCCUGCUGCUGCAACCACGAGUCAGCACAGGUCUCCAGGGGCUGCGCUGUGCUGACCAGACACUGGAUUCUAGAAGGCAGCCAUCUGUGCCCCUGUGCCUCUUGUGUGGCAGAGGGAGACAGCAACAGAGGGUUACAGCUCUGUCGGCUGCUGCCAUCCACCAGCUCCAGUCUGAAGGCUGAUGUCAGCAAGGAGCCGUCGUGUCCAGACACAAAUUCCAACAGGAGUUCCAACACUGGCUGAAGUAGGGCCGAACUGCAUUAGGAAAAGUCACCAAGAUACUAGAAAAUUCUCACAAGGCCUACAUUAUCAAGGGACCCUGAAGCAAAAAGAACCCUGAGAAAGGAAGUCUUUGUUGGGGUCAGCUUUUUGGUGCAGUGGGUCAAACUGCUUCUUUAGAUGCCAGCACCCCAUAUGGCAGUGCUGGCUGGAGUCCUGGCUGCUCCGCUUCCAAUCCAGCUCCUUGCUAAUGCACCUGGGAAGGCAACCGAUAUGGCCCAAGUACUUGGGCGUCUGCCACUCUUAGGGGAGACCCUGCUAGACCCCAGGUUCCUGGCUUCAGCCUGGCCUAACCUCAGGCUGUUGUGUGGCUAUUUGGAGAGUGAACCAGCGAAUGAGAUCUCUCCCCCCACCCAACACUAUGUCCUUCAAAUGGAUAAGUAAAUCCUUCAAACACACGGAAAAGGAAGGAAGCCUUAGCUGUUCCUCUAGAUGCCGAGCCUGCAGUUAAUCUGUGGAAUCUCCUGUAAGGAAGAGGACACGUCUUUGCGUUCAUGACGCUGUGAUGGAAUGCUGCAGAUUCCUGUUGGCUUAUGUUGCCUGGAGCUUACUCUUGUUUGAAAUGUCUUUCGAAAUGAAUCCCUUCUUUCUUUUGGAUAGGAAUCUCAUGUAAAUUAGCCCAUGCCUUCAUUAUGCCGAACCAUCUGGUUAAAUCGGUUGAAGAAUUACCGGGGAGAAAACUCGGGUGAAUCAGUUCUUCAUUUAUCUGUUCAUACCAUCAGGAUUCUUUGGCUGACAAAUGACAGGAAUGCAACCUGAGCCAGCAAAUGCAGACCUAUUGGAAGAGUGAGUAUCUCACACAGCCCAGACUGUGGGAUGGACAGGGGUGCACACGCAGGGAAUCAGACUGGGACCUGUUAUGGAAAGUAUCACAACUCCUGCCAUCUUCAGGACUCUUGCCAUCUCCUGGACAUUGGUCGUCUCUGUUUCCUUCUCCGUGUUGCCUUCAUUCUUUGGACUCCAAAUGACUGUGUAUCAGUUUCUAUACAUGACCGUCAAUAGCUCUCCAGUUUACAUCUGCUUUUACCUCUGGCAGUUCCCAUUGCCAUGUUCCUUGAAGCUAAGAUUAAAAGAACAAGUUCCAGGGAAAGACUUGAUUGGCCUAGCUUGGGUCAGGUGCUCGUUCUUAAACCAAUCCACUUUGGCCAGAGACACAGUCACUUUUAGACAUUCCCAUUGGAAUGGCCCACUGCCAUGGACAGAGCCUCCAUUCCCAGACAAGGAAGAGUAAUUGUGAGCUAGGCAGCAGAGCGGAGGUUAAACCCUUAAAAAGUUGCAAGAUAUUUAUUGAGCUCUUACACAGCAACUGCUAAGCUGUGUUUGGCAUCUGUAUUUUAAAAAUGUAACUGAUAAAUAAAUUCUUGCAUAAACAUAUCUUACACACAACCAUAUGAAUAUCAAAUAUUAUGUCAAGCACAGUACAUGAAAUUGGUAUUUAUAAAAUCCAGAAGGAUUAUAAAACAAAGAGGCCAUAUAACUCUAAAAAUUAUCCUCUGAUUUACCUGGCUCGUACAAGAUAAAAGUAGUAAGAUGAUUUUUAAAAGCACUAUUCAUUUUGAUAAAGUUGGGUCAUUGAUUCAACAAGUGUUUAUUGAGAACUUGCCGUGUGCCAGGCACUAUGAUAGUUGUUAGGUAUAAGGAUAAUUAGGACACUUCAAGGAGCGCUCUCUUUUAUCAAGGGAGUCAGACAAGAUGAUUCAUUACAACACCACGUGAUUAGGGCAGUUGGAGGUCUAUUGCACGUGAGGCUACAUUGGGCUUCCUGCAGAUAAGAAAACACAUUUCCAGGCCAUCAUAAUAAUACCGAGAAAAGACACUGAAUUCAACCUGGGAUAGAAGAAUUGGCUCAGGAGACACCUCCAAAGGCAGGUCAUCCUUCUGCUAAGGCUUCAAGUUUGCAGGAUUGGUCAUUGGACUGAUGGGGAGGUGAAGUUUUCUUAGAAGGAACAGUGUAUGCCUAAGCAUAGAGGUACAAGUGGCCUGGCAAGGAACCUGUGCAUAUCCAAUGGGCCUUUUGUGCUAUGCUAAGAGCUUGUCAACUUGAUCUUGUAACAGUGGGGAGCCAGUGAGUGGUUGACUUUGUAUCUGAGAGGCAGCUUGUAGAGGUGACAUAAAAGGUCAGUGUAAGCAAGGCAGUACAGGGAGCAGGAAGAAUGGCUGGGGCACUCCUGCACUAGUCAGAACAGGAUGGUAAGGAGAGGAAGCAGCGGGAACCAGCUCCUUUCUGUGAGCUGUGUGUGGGGCACUACACAGGCACCAAUGCUUCACUUGGGUGUGGAACUGCAGAAAUUCGCUCAGUUUCCUCCGUGGUCAACUCUGAGUCUCUGGAAGGCUUUUGGAGUGGCAUUUUCAUUAGGGUAUGAAUGAAGUGAUAAGCCAAAGUUGCCUUCAUCUGACUCGGAGGAAGUGUAGCUCCUGUUUCCUGGGAUCUAAGCCAACAGUAGUAAGUUUUCUUAUUUCUGUUUGUGAUUUUCUGUUGGUAGUAGAAGUUUUUGAUGUUUCAGAUUCAGUGCAACUCAACAUUUUAUUUUUGUUCUUUUUUUUUAAAUAUUUAUUUAUUUGAAAGAGUUAUAGAGAGGCAGAGGCAAAGACAGAGAGAGAUAGAGAGGUCUUCUAUCUGCUGGUUCACUCCCCAGAUGGCCACCUCGGCUGGAGCUCACCAAUCCGAAACAGGAGCCAGGAGCUUGUGCCAGGUCUUCCACAUGGGUGCAGGGGAUCAAGGACUCGGGCCAUCAUCUACUGCUUACCCAGGUGUAUCGGUCGGGGAUUGGAUUGGAAGUGGAGCAGCUGAGACUCGAACUGGUGCCCAUAAGGGAUGCUGGCACUAUAGGCGGUGGCUUUACCUGCUGUGCCACAGUGUCAGCCCCUUAUUUGUGGCCUGAGGGAAAGAUCAUCAGCUUCUCUUUAGUGAGAGGAUUUUACUGCCAUUACUGAUUUUCUUAGAAUAAGGGAAAUUUUUGAUUUUUAAAUGUAGAAUAUAAAUAUUUUUGAAUUAUCAUUUUACAUUCAAAAGUAAAGUCCAUGUCAAUUCCAUUUGAGAUGCCCCUCAGCAAAGUGAUCUGUCGUGAAAAAAAUAUGGUGGACUCAUAGUCACUACAUUAGUAAUAUUGUCUUCAAGGUUCUUUAGAGAAGCAUGGCACCUCAGUGUUCAGAUCAACAAAGAUAAUGAUUCCAGGGGGCUUGCAAGCGCCCUUCAAAUAUUUAAAGAGCUAAAUUAUUUUCCAAGGCUCAAAACAUAAGUGGUUAUGGGACAUGAUUGGGCAAUUUGGAAAAGAUGAGCAAGACAGAAAUGGCCAAUAAACAUGUCAGAACGUGUUGAACCUCUAUAUAAGUUAAUCCAUUAAGCCCCAAGUUUUCAAUAUUCUGUGACUAUUUCAGAGAUACUAUAUUUAUUUUAAAGUGACUGUGGGCAGUAUAUUCAUUGCUCCAUUUAAGUCUGUAAUUUGUAGGAGUCCUAUUUAUAGGAUGAUGGGACAUAAAGGGUUAAAACAGAAUAUACCUUUUUUGAGUAUCAAAUAGGCAAAGAUGGAAGACAGAUUAAUGAUUGUCCUCGCUGAAGUUUCCCAUGCCAUCUGUGAGAAAGUAAUUGUUACACCUUUUCUAGGGGACAGUUUUACAAAUAUCUAUCAAAGACUUAAAAUUUUAUAUAUCCUGUUUUUUAAGAUUCACUUAUUUAUUUGAAAGCAGAGUGACAGGGAGAGAGGGAGAAACGGAGAGCGAGCUUCCAUUUGCUGGUUCACUCCUCAGAUGGCCACGAUGGCCAGGUUGGAUAAAACGUGAGGUCCCUCUUAUGAUCUGUGAUCCAUUCAUUUACUACAACUAACUGUACUUGCUGGCUGUGAAGAGCCCAGCUGUGUGUUUUAUUAAACAUGAGGGCAGUUCAGAACAUUCAUGGAAAAUGAAAUUUAACAGACACUUAUUUUGGUACAAGAAAAUGUGAAGUCCACGCUUGGUUUCUUUCAUGAUACCCAUUUUCCGUGAACUUUUUGCAAAUCCUUCCGAUACUGCUUAGUUACCAGCAAACUUCAUACACUUAGGACUCAUUUGCUCAGUGGCUCUCAAGCUUUUUGGACCAAGCUCCAUAACCAGAAGUGCACUUGAUAAUAUCAUGACUCAGCAAACACAUACAGAGGAAACACUCUUACAAGGGAGAGGAUAGUCUGAUACUUUCUGUGCUGCUAAACUGGCUUCACAAUGAAGUUUGCCAGCUGCGGUUUGAGAAGUCCUGCCCUGCACACUCCGGAGCCGCGUUGCGCUGCUGUCCUUUGAGAACCUGUUUAUCGGGCCACUGCCUGCUGGUGGCUGCCUUGGAGAGAAGUUGGAUAGAUUAGCACCAUUUUUUGCUGAAUUCCUCCCUGGGACAAGGAUAUGGGGUCUGGGCAGUACCGUUCCUUGUCCCGGUUGAGGCUCAGGAUAAGAUAGACCCAAAAUUCAUAUACACAGUAGUAAGUUCUUAUGGAAAGCUUAAGGGGAAAUAAUACUUCAAAACAACCUUGAUCAAUAGUGUUCUCAUCUCCAAGUACUUAGCUGGCUUUCUUGCCUUUUGUUGCAUGACAACCCCGAAAAUGAUCUUGUUACCAUAAAAGAUCUUCCAAAUUCUACUUCAGAUCAUUGCACUAUAUAUAUAAUAUCCAGUAUAGCAUUCCGUGAAUAAAUUUGGCUGUUGAGUUCAAUUUGAAAACCAUAGUUGCAGAAAUAAUUUUUUCUGUAUUGAGCAAGUAUUUACAGAAGGGGAUAAGAGGCUAACCUUUUUUUUUUUUUUUUUGCAUUGAUGAUAGAUAAGUAGUAAUAAAAGACCAAACCUCUAAAACUGUUAAUCUUAAGCUGAUUAUGGGAGAGCAGUCAUGAAUAGCAAAAGCCUAAGACUUUUUCUUAAAGAUUAUAGACUUAAGAAUUCACAAUGAGGGGCUAGUGUUGUGGCGUUAAUGGUAAAACCAUUGCCUGCAAUGCCAGCAUACCCUGUGGAUGCUGGUUCACGUCUCCACGCUCCACUUCCCAUCCAACUCCCUGCUGAUGACUUAGGAAAAACAGCAGAAGGAGUAUCUCGGCCCCUGCCACCCACAUGAAGCUCCUGGCUCUUGGCUUUGUUGUAGCCAUCUGAGAAGUGAACCAACAGAUGGAAAAUCGACCUCUCUCUCUCUCUCUCUCCGUCUCUCUCCCUCUCCCUCCCUCCCUCCCUCUCCCUCUUCCUCUCCCUCUCCCUCCCUCUCUCUUUCUCUCUCUCUCUUGCUUUUAAAAAAAAUAUAUUUAUUUAUUUGAAAGGCAGAGUUCAGCAAGAGAGAGGGAGUGACAGAGAGAGAGAGAGAGAGAGAGAGAGAUCUUCCAUCUGCUGGUUCACUUCCCAAAUGGCGGCAAUGGCUGGAGCUGGGCUGGUCCAAAGCCAGGAACCAAGAGCUUCUUCCAGGUCUCCCGCAUGGGUGCAGGCGUCCAAGUUCUUGGGUCAACCUCCACUGCUUUCCCAGGCACGUUAGUAGGGAGCUGGAUUGCAAGUGCAGCAGCGGGGACUCAAAUGCAUGCAGCUUAACUUGCUACUCCACAGCGCCGGCCCCUGUUUCUGUCUCUUCCCCUCUCUUUGUAACUCUGACUGUCAAACAAAUAAGUACAUCUUUAAAAAAAUCUGUGAUGAAAAAUAACACUAAGAGUCAGAGUAAUCAUUGGAAGUUCCAACUGUACUGCAGUGCAGCUGUGUGACCCUGCAGGUUCCAGAGUUCUCAGUAUGAAGUGGAGACGAUAAUAAUGCUGCCUACUUUGGGGAACUGUUGUGAGAGUUGAAUAAGCCAAUAUAUUGAAAAGCAUCCAGAAUAAUGUCUGACACAUACUAAGUGCUUAUAUGAGUACCUGUCAGAAUUAACAUGGAAGUAGCAAAACUUUUGUUUUGUUUUGUUUUGUUUUGCUGUUUGUCAGUAAUUGAAAUAGGACAUUGUUCAAACCAGAUGAAAGCAUUUGGCAAAUAGGAUGUCAAACCUUGACAUCAGCUGAAUCAGUGGGCUCAAGCAAAAUUAGAAUAAUGUUGGAAAGAAACUGUGGUUGGCAAAAUGCCGUUUGUCAGAACACCCGGCUCAUAAUAUAAGCUCAAUAAAUGUUACUUAUGAAUUUUAUUAUUUCAUUAUAGAUACAAUGAAGAGCGUUUGUAUCCUGAGUUUCAGAUUGGUUAGGAAGUAAAUGCUGUCAAGUUACUGGUUCAUAUCACGCACAUUUUGUUUUCUCUUUGUGAUGGGAUGAGACAAAGAUGGGCCCUUAACAAGCUACCGGAUCUACAGAACCGCACUUUCCAAGAGCAGAAGUCUGCUGAAGAAAGUGACCGCUGAAAACUUGUCCUUGAAGGAUGAGCCCUUAGCUAGCAAAGGCCUCACUGACCAGAGGCAGCAGCACGGGGUUGGGUAGAAGUCACAUCAGGAGCACAGCUACUCCCGUGUGCCGGCAGCCCGCGGUGGGUACUGAGCUCCGGAAGGCCUGCUCUCCCGCCUGCUGCCAUCUUGGCUACCCCUUCCCCAUGUCCUAUGCAGUUCCUACACACCAGGUUUCCACUCUUGAAAUUUACCCACCACACAUUUUCUCACCUUCAGAGUGUCACCUAAUCAUUUCAAGAUAAAGUCAUCCAUUAAAAAAAUAAAUCCUCGUCGUCUGGGUGUUCUGUGUUUUAAUUGGAACAUACUAGAUACAGCGUGCAAAUUUUGAUCCAUUAGUUCAACUCUGCUGAAACCAUUACAAAGUAGGCAGUUUCAUGGGAAAAAAGGCUUCGUACCUCACUUUUUCUUGAUGUAACAUUUGCUUCUGUUUAAAUAACUGAUGACUUCUCCAAACACUUGGUAAUAUAGCACUUUACUGUUAGAAUAGUUUAAUGAAUGUAUUCAUUUUAAAAUGUAUAUUGCGUGAACAUUAUUAUAUAUUUCCAUGGACUUAACAUGGUUGCUUUCUACUAUUAAAGCUUAUUUUGCUAUGAAAAAAUUAUGAAUAUUAUAUAAAAUUAUUAUUUUUCUAUUUGCUGUUCUUUCUCUCUUGGAAGCACUAAUAGAGAAACUUUUAAGAUGUAAUUCUGCCCUGAAAACACGACUUCCUGUGGCACUGUGAUAGUACUUCCCAGAGGACUAAGCUCUUUCCUAGUACUGCACCACAAGUUAUCUGACUAUACCAUUAAAAAUAAACAUUUAAAAGCCUGCAGCAGAUCAUCAGUGUUUUAAUUUGUUUUAAGCACUUUUCCUGGUUACAUAUUUCAGUGUUGAUACUCUAUGAUGGGUAUUUACAUUUGAUAAAUGUAUACUCAUGUAGGCAUGGUAGCCAUAAAUUACUUGUUAAUUUUUAAAAACCUCCUUAUGUUUUAAGCCCAAUUUGAGUGGGAAAAACUGAUUCUGAAAUUAUCCAGGUAUCUGACGACUUGUGUUUGAAAAUUAAAGUCUGCUUUGAAAUCACCAUUUCAAAAUGCUUUCAGAGACAAAUUCUAGUGUCGAUACAUUUUUACAAGGUUUUAUUUGGGUUUUUAAAAAAUGUAUAAUGCAUAUUCAUCAGUUUCAUGUUUUUGUGCAGGAGGGUGACUAAAUAUCAAGUAAUCUUAAUAAUGUUGAAGCAUUGGUCUUUAAAAUAGGGACUUUUGUUUUUCAAAAUACUCACAAUUUGACCCCCAAAAGGUAAUUUUGAAACUAGUCACUGACCUAGCCUUUUACCUGUAGUAGAUCAUCAACAUCUUUUAUUUUCUCCUCUCCUUUUCAUACAGUAAAAAGCCCCAUUCAGUCUGUGUGAUGAUAUGAUGUUAAACACACAUAUAAAUGAUUUAUUUUUAGUAUGUGGCCUGCAUUUGUUAUUUAGGUUGGAUUCGGUACUUAUUCUUUUAAUGAAAGUGUUCUAACAUUUUAACUCAUCUGACUUCCAAGGAAUAUACGUUUAAAUAAAAAGUCUAAGCGGUUUAGAAUUAAUUAGAGAUGUACUUGCAGUUGCUCCAGAUACUUCAUUUAUAUUUUCCUGCAUUUAGUAAUGAUACUAAUCCAUAAAAUAACUUUAAAAUGUUCCAUGCAUCAUUAAGUUCAUUUAUGCUUCAUUGUAGAUGUUUAAACAAAUUUCGCCAGCCUAUAUAAAUGAAGAACUUGGUUCUUUCUGUCUACUAUAAAGUGGUUUAUUUUUUAAAUGUUCCCUCAAGGUUGAAUUAAAUUUACAUACUUUGAAUAAGAUCACAUUAAGAAACUCUGUUGUGUUAUAUUAUAACAUUGGUAUUUUUUUAAUUAGGAAGUAAGGUCUUUUGCCCAUUGAUGUAUUAAGACAUCAGAAAUUAUAUUGAAGACUGUAUGCAUGAAGCUCUUUAUUAUAGGAGUCCAAGCUAUUAAACUGGUGGCACUGCAUUGUCGUUUAAUAGUAAUAUAAACACGUUAUCUGUACCCAAAAUGUUUUUGUUGCUGAGAAACCAUUAAGACAUUAAAUUGUUGGAAUCACAGCUGCAUUGUAUUAUCAGAUUGAAUUUGUUUACACCAUGGUACAGAUGGCUUAUGUCUUAGAAACCUAGAAAAAGGAACUGGGCACAAGUGCUGUAUUUUGAGUAGGAUGUAUGUGUGUGUAUCCAGCCCCACUGAGUUCUUUACCGAUACAAGUAUGUUAAGCAUGCCUCAUGGGGUCGGCUCUGUGAUGUAGUGGGUAAAGCCACUGCCUGCAUUGCCGGUAUCCUAUAUAGGCGCUGGUUCAAGUCCCAGCUCCUCCACUUCCGAUCCAGCUCUCUGCUAUGGCCUGGGAAAGCAGUGGAAGAUGGCCCAAGUGCUUGGGCCCUGCACCCUCGUGGGAGACCCAGAAGAAGCUCCUGGCUCCUGGCUUUGGAUCAACUCAGUUCUGGUCAUUGUGGCCACCUAAGAAGUGAACCAGCGAAUGGAAAACCUUUUUCUCUCUCUCUCCCUCUCUUCCCCCACCCCCGCCCCGCCCCCCGUCUGUAGCUCUGCCUUUCAAAUAAAAUAAAUCUUUAAAACAAACAAAAACAAACACCAUGACUCUGGGUCCUAAUUCAAACCACCCUCUCUGCCUGAUGGAGAACACAGACACUCGAAUGCUUUUCUUCACGUCUUUAGAUAUCAGUUCAGAUGUCUGCACUGCAGAGAGACUUCCUUAGACCACCAUGCUGUCUCUCUCUCUCUGCCCCCUUAUCUGACAACUGUUUCUUCAUCAUGCUUAUUACCUGGCAUUAUUUCAUCUUAUUUCCCUUCUCCAGCAUUAGAAUGUAAUCUCCACAGAUCAAGGCCUUUUUAUUUACUGUUCUGUCCCCAGCAUCCCAAGCACCAUCUGGCACAUUGUAGAUGCUUGGUAAAUAUGACUUAAAUGACUUUUAAAAAAGAUUUAUUUAUUUAUUUGAAAGGCAGAGUUACAGAGAGGCAGAGGCAGAAGCAGAGGCACAGAUAGAGAGAGAGAGAGAGAGAGAGUCUUCCAUCCGCUGGUUCACUCCCCAAAUGUCUGCAAUGGCUGGACCUGAGCUGAUCUGGAGCCAAGAGCCAGGAGCUUCCUCCAGGCCUCCAACGCAGGUGCAAAGGCCCAAGGACCUGGGUCAUCUGCUGCUGCUUUCCCAGGCCAUAGCAGAGAGCUGAAUUGGAAGUGGAGCAGCUGGGACUUGAACCAGUGUCCAUAUGGGAUGCCGGCCCUGCAGGCAGUGGCUUUACCUGCCACACUGCAGCACCAGCCCCUCAAAUGACUUUUUAUCAUAAAGAUUUAACAGCAAGUGGUUCUACAUACAACUAUCUCCUUUUAUCCCUUUGGUUGUGAUCAAUGUAGUUACUACACUAUUCCAUUGCAGAUUGCUAACUAUUAACUGGAAUUAUUUGGAUACAAUCCUUCCCCACGUUACACCACUUGAGUAUCUCUUCCUUUUUCUCAAGAUAGGUGCUGGGUUGUGGAGCUUUGGACUCUGCUUCCCUAUCCUGCUUCAAUACUUUGACUUGUCUGCAAUGAAUUUGACUUUGUGUCCUUGGUUUGGGAUUGCCACACAGUAUGAUGGGAGUUCAAGCUCAGGUUCCAGACCAGCACACAGGGUAGAGAAGUCUGAUUCCCGAGAGGCGUUUCAGUCCAGAUGCGGUUCUGUGCCUGUCCAUGUGCCUCGGUCUGCGGCUGAAGCUUCCAAACACUGCCUGUUUAGCUUCCCACCCUAUCAGGGCACCCUGACCUUGCCUGCCAAGCACUAAGACCGUGAGAGCCCUUCUCAGCCCAGAAGUGUCGGUGCCUCAGCCCCUGAAGCCUUCUGACCUCUUGGUAUCAAUUCCCACGAUGGUGACUUCAUUCGUAGCACCUUGGGAUUGUUCUUGCUUGGUUUCAGCCUUUCUGUGUAUUAAAAACAAAACUAGCUUCUGUUUACAGUUGUAUUUUUGUCUUUGACUGGGGGUAGCCUCCCACAUGGGCUCAGCCAGUCAUAUUGACCCGGUCCAUGUGGGAAAGCAAUGCUCUUGAAACCUGUUGCUGCUCCUUUGUAUCCAAGGGCCCUCUUAGAGAUGAGCAACACUAAGACAUUUAUAGUCAUAAGGGCUAGAUCUCUGGACCUUAUCAUUGUCUUAAAGGAAACGUUAGACAUUAUUUAUAAAUUCUGUUAAACAGUGACCUGCUUUGUAUUUCAACAUUCCUUUUCAGAAUUGCAUAUUUUAUUUUCCUUUUAGCCUUUUGGAAGUAUUUUGUCCAUAGCAAGACAUUGUAAGGGUGACUUUUUCAGUCAGCAACUAGAACCCACUGUUUUUUGCCAGGAGUUUUUCUUCCUUUAAUUGCACUCACAAGCCUGUCCCGACUGAAUGCUAGGACUACUCAGAGGAUCUGUCCAGUGGGUUUUGUGCACUGAUUUAUUAUUAUUAUUAUUUUACUCUAUUUUAUUUUAAAAGUUAGAUACACUGACCUUAAGCAUAUCAUGUAUUAUGUUUGGACAACUAUAAAAAUACAGAACAGUUCUACCACUUGAGAAAUACCCUUAUUCUAUUUUAUGCCUUUUAUUUUAAACUUUCUUUUUUUUCC